GUUUUAUGUUUGUGUGUGUGUGUGAAACAAGUGAACUCGUCUCUCGUCGUUCGUUUAAAUAUAAAGCUUGAUGAUAUAUGAUAUUUACAAUUUGUACCCAGUGAUUUGAAGCACCAAUUCGUAAAUCAAAUUAUUUUCCUACGAUCUACAAUAAUCAAUAACAACAACAACGACAAGAAUGGUCUUUAAUCUCGUUAGAUCAGCAGUCACACGAACGGUAUUUCGCAAAACGGUCAAUCCAUUCGUUGCAAUAAACAAGAAUCGUUUCUCAACACAUGACGAUGGCUCCAGUGACGGUGGCAUAUGUUUCGAAUUGACCGAAGAUCAGAAAAGUAUGCUCGAUUUGGCCGAAAAAUUCACCAAGGAUGAAGUGAUCCCGAAAGCUGCCGAACUGGAUCGAACGGGUGAAUUCCCGAUGGAAAUUUUCAAAAAAGCUCACGAACUUGGUCUUGUUACCGAGACACUACCCGUUGAAUAUGGCGGCAUGGGCCUGCCGCUCUUGGAUCAUUGUAUGAUAGCCGAAAAGAUUGCCUAUGGAUGUACUGGCGUCGGCACAGCAUUAUCUGCCAACACACUUGGCCAGGCACCGGUCAUUCUGUUCGGUAAUGAUGAACAAAAGAAAGAAUAUCUCGGUCGUUGUGCUGCCGAACCAUUGAUUUGUGCAUAUGCUGUAACAGAACCAGGAACUGGUUCUGAUGUAGCCGGCGUCAGAACAAAAGCUACGAAAAAUGCAGACGGCGAUUUCGUUCUCGAUGGACAGAAAAUGUGGAUCACUGGAGCUGGAUAUGCCAAUUGGUUUUUCGUUCUGGCACGUUCGAAUCCCGAUCCAAAAGCAAAAGCUUCGGAAGCAUUCACUGGUUUCAUUGUUGAAGCCGACACGCCUGGUGUCACCAUUGGCCGUAAAGAAUGGAACAUGGGCCAACGAUGUUCGGACACACGUGGAAUCACUUUCGAAGGCGUAGUAGUGCCCAAGAAGAAUGUGCUCCUAACUGAAGGCAAAGGAUUCCGUAUCGCUAUGGGUGCUUUCGAUCUGACACGACCGCCAGUCGCUUCUGGUGCCGUCGGUCUUGCUCAACGAGCUUUGGAUGAGGCCACACAAUAUUCACUUCAACGGACAACAUUCGGACGUCCGAUCGCUACCCAUCAAGCCAUCCAGUUCAUGUUGGCCGACAUGAUCAUUGGCAUUACCACUUCCAGAAUGGCCUAUAUGCGUGCCGCAUACGAUUUUGAUCAUGGUCGUCGUAAUACGUAUUGGGCUUCCAUCGCUAAAUGUUUGGCUGGCGAUGUUGCCAACAAGUGUGCUGCCGAUGCCGUUCAGAUAUUCGGUGGUGCCGGUUUCAACAGCGAAUAUCCGGUGGAGAAACUGAUGCGUGAUGCAAAAAUCUUCCAGAUCUAUGAAGGUACCGCACAAAUUCAACGUAUGAUCAUUGCACGCGAACACUUUCAACAAGCGAUGGGUCAAUAGUAGUAGUAGUAGUAGUAAUAGCAGUAGUUUUAUUUAUUGUUUGCUUUCCAUAUUUGUAAUGAGAUAAAUUUGUCUUGUCUUCUUGUGUAUUUUAAUUUUGAAAAUAAACAAUUUUCUUGUUCAUUGCAACAACAACAACAACAA
Molecule: messenger RNA, 1609 nt
Organism: Dermatophagoides farinae (American house dust mite)
Lineage: Eukaryota; Metazoa; Arthropoda; Arachnida; Sarcoptiformes; Pyroglyphidae
Product: medium-chain specific acyl-CoA dehydrogenase, mitochondrial
Biological process (GO): medium-chain fatty acid catabolic process
Cellular component (GO): cytoplasm; mitochondrion
Molecular function (GO): flavin adenine dinucleotide binding; medium-chain fatty acyl-CoA dehydrogenase activity
Source: RefSeq, a predicted model, not a curated record